Messenger RNA from Theobroma cacao (cacao), 1177 nucleotides. The record is from RefSeq and is a predicted model, not a curated record. NCBI's taxonomy places the organism in Eukaryota, Viridiplantae, Streptophyta, Magnoliopsida, Malvales, Malvaceae.
UUGGCCUUGUCUGGACCUUUUCUCUCUGUUUUGUUAUGUUCCAUUUAGACUUCAAAUAAUAAGUUUCCUCCCGAUCAGGCAGCACACUUUUGCUUAGCCUCCAGGCUCGUAAAUGCUGCUGAGGCGAGAUGGAAAUUAAAAUCGUAUGUCAGCGUUGCAGGCUAAAGUUUGCAGCGGUAACCACUGCUGAGACACUUGUUUGUCCACAUUGCCUUAAGGUCAAUCCAAAUCGAACGUUACAGAGACGAACAUCUACCGGCGAUGAAAUAAAUUUUCCCUUUUGUUUGAAAGGCACUAGAGAUGAAAUAAAUGAUACCAUUGUAAGGCCACCGCCUCGAGGAGCCACACUGCAUGCAACCGUUGAUGCCUGCUACAGCUGCAGAGGCGAGAUGGAAAUUAAAAUCGUAUGUCAGCGUUGCAGGCAAAAGUUUGCAGCGACAAGCAAUGCUGAGGCAGUUGUUUGCCCACAUUGCCGUAUGGUCAAUCCUAAUCGAACGUUACAGAAACGAUCAUCUACCGGAGAUGAAAUAAAUUUUUCUUUGUUUUUGAAAGGCACCGGAGGUGAAAUAAAUGACACCAUUGAAAGGCCACUGCCUCGAGGAGCCAAACUGUAUGCAAUCGUUGAUGCCUGCUACAGCGGAACUGUUCUUGAUCUGCCUUAUGUUGCAGGAUGAACAAAGAAGGGUUCUGUAUAUGGGAAGAUCAGAGAAACCCUUUAUUUUACAAGGGUAUAAGUGGUGGACUAGCCUUCUGUUUUAGUGCUUGUGAUGAUAAUCAAAUCUCUACAGAUACCACUGCUUUCACUGGAACAAAUACCAGGACCGGUGCCAUGACAUUCAGCUUCAUUCAAGCUGUGCAACAUGAGCCUCGAUUAACGCAUGGCCGCUUGCUUAAUGCAAUGCGCAAUGCGAUUCGUGAUGUUAAAGCUGGUUUACGCCUAAAUGGUCCGAUUGCAACUCUCAUUAAUAAAGUAUUGUUUGGAACAACCACACAGAUAUUCUUCUUUACCUAAUUUGAUAAACACUAUGACAGUUGAAUAAUAAUAUCCUUGCCAAGUAAACGAAAUGAGUUCUUGAUUUGCAGGAGCCACAGAUAUCUUCAUCAGAGAAUUCGAUAUCUACUCAAAGCAGUUUGUGCUGUAGUAAUUUCCGUUAUCUUUCAUAAUUGUUUUUGACUA